This is a messenger RNA of Pogona vitticeps (central bearded dragon), 2458 nucleotides long. It is a transcript of the gene MUC1, whose product is annotated as mucin 1, cell surface associated. The record is from RefSeq and is a predicted model, not a curated record. Lineage: Eukaryota; Metazoa; Chordata; Lepidosauria; Squamata; Agamidae.
CCCCCACAGGGACGACGGAGUCGGCCUCCUCGCCCACCGCCACCGACUUCACUGCCACCGCCGUCUCCAGAAACGGGACAGAGACAACCUUCUCCUCUGGCACUGUUCACACCUCCCCGGGAACCGCUCCCGAACUUACCACCCACAGCACCGCUCUGUCAACAUCAAGCCAACACACAUCAGAACCCACAACGGCAACCACCAGCACUGUGUCGGUGCUUGUCCUCCUGACUUUCCGCAUAACGAACAGAAAUUACAGUUCUGAUUUGUCGCAUCGGAACAGCACAGAAUUCAAAGAUCUAAAUAAUUUAAUUGGGGAUGUGUAUAACUCAAUAUAUAACUGUUCCACCUGCCGGCUGCGCACCGUCUAUCUUGGCUAUACCGUGAUUGCAUUCAGGCCAGGAUCCGUGGUGGUGGACUCAGAAAUAAAUUUCCGGAAUAACAAUGAGACUUCCAAGCCCAAUUUUGUGCAAGAAGUAGAAGAACCGAUGAAAAAUGCCUCAAACAACGCAACCCACGGCUUGAAUUUGACUGAUAUUGCAGGGCAUUCUACCGUUGUGCCUCCCUCCACCACCGCCUCCACCGGGACAACGCAGACCACGGCCUCGCCCACCGUCACCAACUCCACCGCCUCCAGAAACACGAUGGAGACAACCACCUCGCCCACCGUCACCAGCUCAACCACCUCCACCGUCUCCGGAACCACGAUGGAGACGACCACCUCUUCUGGAACCACCCACAGCACCACUCUGUCAACAUCAAGCCAACACACAUCAGAACCCACAACGGCAACCACCAGCACUGUGUCGGUGCUUGUCCUCCUGACUUUCCGCAUAACGAACAGAAAUUACAGUUCGGCUCUGUCGGAUCGGAACAGCCAACAAUUCAAAAAUUUGGAUAAUUCAAUUGGGCAAGUGUAUAACUCAAUAUAUAACUGUUCCACGUGCCCUCUGCGCACCGUCUAUCUUGGCUAUUACGUGACUGCAUUCAGGCCAGGAUCCGUGGUGGUGGACUCAGAAAUAAAUUUCCGGAAUAACAGUGAGACGUCCAAGCCCGAAUUUGCGCAAAAAGUAGGAGAAACAAUUAAGAAUGCCACGGGCGGUGACCUCCAUGGCUUGACGCUAACUGAUGUUGCAGCCACGGAUUCAACCCCUCCUACGUCUUCCUCACCUACCGUCCCCGGCUGGGGCAUCGCUCUGCUUGUUCUGGUCUGCUUCCUUGUGCUGCUAGCCCUCAUCGCCUUCCUGCUGCUGAUCAUUUACUGGUGUCGGCGGCACCAGCGCGGCAGCCUGGACCUGCUAAGCAGCCGAGACUCUUACCACCCCAUGAGCGACUACCCAACAUACCAAACCCAUGGGCGAUACGCUGCCCCGAACAGCAAGCCGAACCCUUACAAUGAGACAUUACCGAGGAACGGGGCCAGGGGCUUCUCUUACACCAACCCGGCGAUGGCCAAUGACAACUUGUAGGGGGCGAGACACGCAUUCUACAACUGGACGUGGGGUGGGGGUUAGGGUUAGGCGGGACAACCAGGCUGGGCCAGGGAUAUCCCAAGACGCCUGAACGAGAGAUAUCUGUGAAAAUGUAGGCUUCCUCCAGAUGUGAGAAAAGUCACACACCGCCUCCUUGAACUGAAUCCACUGCGUUAAUAAUGAGAAUUUGUCAUCAUCUGAGAACAGCGGAGCUGGAAGAGAGCCGACCGAUCAUCGAGUCCAGACCCUAUCAAAGACGCGCCGGGGGGAUUCAAACUCAUUACUUCUGGCGCUGCAGUGGCACAGAAAUGGUGGCCCUUGGAAGAGUUUAAUGUAUAGACUCCCAGAGGAGGUAGAACUUCAUUUUCUAUCAGCGCCCAUCCGGCCCAAGGCGAUGGGGACUAGCAGCUUGACUACUAGGCUAAGCAGGGUCUCUCGAUAGCAGAAUAUAUUAAUGUCACAAACUGCAGCACAGGAAAGAUUAACCAGGAGGAAAUGCAAAAUAUUUCUAGCUGAUAUUUAACGUCCAAGUUCCCAUCACCAGAAGGAGGAAAAAAGGACUUCCCCCCCUCCAAAAAAACACACAUUUUUAUAUACGUAUUAAUAUGUUUUCUUCCAAAUAUUAUUUUUCCCUCUCUCCUUCUUUUUUUUGCCAAUACCGCUAUCAAAUAUUACUGAAACUGCCUUUUGUGUGGGGUUCGGGAAGCAUCCAGGCUACGUGGCUGAGGGUCUUUCCUGGGGUGUGCGAGGGGGAGGGGGUCCUGUCCGCUCCGGGUUUUAGUCGGAACUUGACACAAGCUUUCCCAAGGUGCUGGACUUAAUUUUGUUUUUGUUUUUUGUUGUGGGCGAGGGAAUACGGUAUGAUGUCUUGGGGAGAGAGAGUCUGUAAAUUUUGAACUGAAACACGGACCGGAUUCAGCCCGACCACCCACCCCCCUGGUCAGCCGUCCCGCCAUGCAAUCGUGGUCUGAAGAGGGCGAGAGUGC